UGAUGUAUUUUCAGCUCCCCACAUUAAAACGUAGUCCGGAAUCAAAAAGUUUUGAUUCAAGCUCUACGGCUGCAGGUAACUCUGUUGACGUUGUUUAUCUAGUCACUUAGAUUCGAUGGCCCGAUCCACCAAGUUCAGCCAAGACGCUGAUGAUAUGGAUACUCAUUUUGCCAUCAUCAGGAAGAAUGAUUCGGGUAAAUCUGAUGAAACAGCACAUUUUAGACUACUGAAAUUUGAAGUUGAUACCAAAAAUAGAAGUUACAUUGACCAUUUGGCUACUAUGACUAUUUUGGGGGAAAUUAGCACGAACUACGAGCGUGGCUGAUUAAUGAUUUUCGAAAUUGCCAGAAGAAAGCGGCCAUGGGCAUCGUUGCUAUCAAAAAAUAGAGAUAGAAUAAAGCUGGAUGGGUCCGCAUUGGAAUUAGAUCGUGCUCUUAAUGAUGCGGUUCAUGAUGAAGUCGGUGGAGCCGUUGGUUUGCCAACUUGGAUUUGGCACAUUAGAGCUCGAAAUUCAUCAAAGUUUGAGAAAGAAAGGUACGAGAUGAGUCAGAGGCAAGAAAAGCUGAUUUUAAAUGAUCCAGAGAUCAAGGAAUUUCUCAGUAAGUUACUUAUCUCCUGGAAGUAUUGAACUCUUGAUUCUGAUCUCUAUUUACUAAUAAUAGAGAGCGCCACCUGGACUCCUCUGGGAUUAGGUAAGGAGCUUCGUGAUAGUUUUGUAAAGCCUCUCAAACAUUGCAUGGUUAACGGGCAGGAGGUCGACUAUAAGGAUCUCCUAGCGAAGAUUCGAGAGAUUUAUGAGAAGCCCGACAACUGCUGCCAACAAUUGAGGACAAAGUUUAGUCGACGCCAGCGCCAAAUCAUGGAGAAGUCUAUGAUAGAUUGGCUGGGAGAAGAUUGGGAGAAGGAAUGAGAAGAAAAGAGAAAACACAGAAGGCUUUUCGGGUGGUGAGGGCCGCACUGUUAAGGACUAGCUAGUACGACUCUGGUUUGGAUCUCUACGGGGAACCACUUUGCUUUUCAAAAGCUUGCGGCGAAUACUUCGUAAAGUACCUUUUAGGCUUCUCUAGUAUUGAUUUGAGGAUGCGGAGGAAAGGAUUGCGGGGUAGGGAUGAUGACCUCGGAUGGGUAUCCUACGGAAUGAGAGUGUGAUUAACAAUCUCAGCCCUACGGCUAGAAAGGGUAUGGCGGGGGAUGUUUGUG
Molecule: messenger RNA, 1200 nt
Organism: Sclerotinia trifoliorum
Lineage: Eukaryota; Fungi; Ascomycota; Leotiomycetes; Helotiales; Sclerotiniaceae
Source: the annotation of a GenBank genome assembly